AGGCUUUAUAGACGUUCUCUCACUCCAUGUGUUUUUCGGGGUUAAAUUUCAGUUGGCGCGGGGCGGAACAGAGGAACAACGAUUUCGAAAACAAGCAGAGAUCCGCUGCAGACGCAGAGCUGGACACACCGCAUUCUUCUCUGUAUAAAAUCCUUCUGUAUACAAACGGUUAUCUUGUACACCUUAUUCAAUAGUGCAGGAGAAGGCGAACAUGACCGACGAGGGUGAGUUGGAGAAAAUAGUCCCUAGUGCCCUGAAUGCGGGGAGUGAUUCAGGGGCACUAGUACAGGUAACGUUUCAAAAAAACCCCUAUCAAACCCAGAAGUACCUGGAGGGAGAACCAAAAGCUUUAGGGAUAACAGAGAUUAUGCUGAGUCUCUUUUACUUCAGCACCAUAGCUGUGAACUGGACAAAUCAUGAUGAACACACCCUAAUCAUCAUCAGCACUAUAUUCUCUUUAGUUAACAUUAUAGCUGGUAGUGUGGCAAUAGCAGCACAGAAUCUUCACCUUCCUACUCUGAAGGCCUGCUUGGGGAUGCAGAUUGUUGCAUGUGUGUUGUCAGGGGUCAGCUUUAUCAUUAGCUCAGAGCUAAUGGUACUACAUUCAGUGUUUCGCUACUGCUGGGACCCUUACCACAAUGACACAUUAACAGACAACAUGUGUAUGAGACAAUGGACCAUCCAUGAACAUAUUAUAGGAAUAGAGAUGCUCGUGCACUUGACUCAGAUCGCUCUCUCUGCCACCUUGGCUGCCUUCUGCUGCAAAGUAAUCCAGUGCUGCUCACCGAGGAACAAUGUGCCUGUUAUUAUGGUGAACACACUCCCAGAGCCACAGUUACAGCAGAGUCACAACCCCAUUUAACUGACUUUUUUUUUUUUUUUUACGCACAUGCAUUAUCAAUCUACUUUCAAUACACACAUUUGUUAGGCUAUAUGUAUACAGCCUACAGUAUACUACCUGAAUAACAUAGUCAUGUAAUAAACUGUUACAAUAACCUAAAAAUAAGUAAUUUUAAAACUGUUUAUACUUACUUUUGUCCUGUUUCAGAACUGUUCAGGAGAUAUAUAGAUGUUUGUAUGUAUAUUCCAAAUAAUGUCUGCUGUCUUGGUUAAAUAUGUAUUCACAAUAGGGAUUUAGUGAUUUAUACUACAAAAAAAUAAGUAUUAGAUUGGGUGGAAGGGUGUUGGGAAAUAAUAUAUAUAAUAAUAAAACAAAAACUGACAACAUUUUGUUUUUUUAAAUAUUAAACCUGAGGCUGAUCUUUAUUUUUGCCCUAAUGUACAAAUUACAUAAAGCCUAUAGAGAAAAAAGCUACUUAUGACUUGUAUUUGAAAAGUUUUCAUAUUUCAUUCUUUACCACCAGAUGGCGCUGUACAGCUUAGUUAAAAUAAAGGGAAUAUUUUACAAAUUGUUA
This is a messenger RNA of Clarias gariepinus (North African catfish), 1415 nucleotides long. RefSeq lists its product as uncharacterized. The record is from RefSeq and is a predicted model, not a curated record. The transcript has 7 exons. The coding region runs from base 212 to 862 and encodes 216 amino acids. NCBI's taxonomy places the organism in Eukaryota, Metazoa, Chordata, Actinopteri, Siluriformes, Clariidae.